AUGGUUGAGCUGCCGUCUCCAGGACCAUCCGGAGAUGAUGAGAUUGUUAAUAAUGCAAACCAAUUAGGAAUUUCACUCGGUAGUAAUGAUAGUGAAAUUUCAAAUUCCAUUAAUGAUAUCCUGGAUUUAGAGGCAGAGCGGGCUUUAGAGAUGAUUCGUAACUUAGCAGCGGUUAAACCCAUGAGUGAUUCCGAUAUUGAUGCUUUAGGGGUCAGAGUGCUUGAUAGUUUUUGUGCGGAUCUUGCUACUGCCCUCCCUGAGCCUGAGGAGGAGGAUGAGAGUUUUGAGAAUGUUGUAGUAAGACCUCCUGAGCCUGGUUGUGAGGACCGGUUGGAGAGUGAGGCCAUUCCUAAAUGCAAAUGGAAGCGAAAGAUCUACCCAACGUCCACAGGUUUGUGCCUUGUUCGGGAAGACGAGACGGCGUUCUCCCACUUUGGUGAUGCGUCUAACACAAGUGUAUGGAGGUCGGAUCGCCCAAACAAACACGACCCAGCGAAGCCCACCCAGAACACAAAAGUUGCCUCACUCAACUCUCACUCCCAAACCGAAGCCCAAGCCCUGACCGAACCCACCCAACCAAAGCCGCGAGCAAACCCUCACGCCGGCCGCGGCCGCCCCCGACCGACGACGAUGCCCGGCGACGCCUCCUCGCCCACCUCCACGGCCGCCGCGGCGCUGGCGCAGGCGGAGGCCGACCUCUCCGCGGGCCGCCUCCGCGCCGCGCAGAGGAACGCCCGCCGCGCCGCCCGCCUCGACCCGGACUCCGCGGCCGCCUCCGUCCUCCUCGCCGCCACCUCCGUCCUCCUCGCCGACGCCGGCUCCCCCCGCGCCACGCUCCUCCUCCCCGAGGACCCCAAGUCCUCCCUCGCCAGCGACCCGGACUCCAUCCGGCGCCACUACAAGUCCCUCGCCAGAUCCCUCCGCCCCGGCGACGGCGCGUCCUCCUACCCCGCCGCCGCCGCCGCGGCGCAGGAGGCGCUCCGCCGCGCGGCCGACGCGUACGCCGCGCUCAAGGAGGAGCGGGAGGCGCCGCCCCCGCCGCCCACCUUCUGGACGGCCUGCGCCGGCUGCCGCCUCCUCCACGAGUUCGACCGCCAGUACGUGGGCUUCCGCCUCACCUGCCCCUCCUGCCGCCGGUCGUUCCUCGCCGCCGAGGUGCCCCCUCCUCCGCCGCCCAAGAAGCACAAGCCGGAGAAGACGCUCGCGGAGAUGCAGCUCCAGCUCGCCAAGAGAAGAGGGAAAGACCAGACGGCCGCACAGAGCUCAUCCAGUGACGAAUAUGACGAGCCGGCGGAACCCGAUGUGCCGGAGGAGGUGCUGGAUAGCGAGCACUCAGGGCAGAUGGCUGUGGAGGACUCAGACUUCUACAACUUCGACGCUGACCGCAUGGAGAAGUGCUUCAAGAGAGGCCAGGUGUGGGCAUUGUAUGGGGACGACGAUGGCAUGCCGCGGCACUAUGCGCAGUUGGAGACGGCAUCGCCGGGCAGGCAGUUCCGUGCCCAGAUACGGUGGCUGGAGCACCAGCCUGACGGGAAGGAGGGGAAGCCAUGUGGGGCGUUCAAGGUUGGCAGAGAAGUGACCGUGCACUCGGUGAACGUCUUCUCGCAUCUUGUUGCCUGCGAGAGGGUGGCGAGGGAGGCGUACCGCGUUUACCCCAAAAAGGGGUCAGUCUGGGCGCUCCAUGCCGGAGAGUACGCCGACACCGGGAGGCCCAGGUAUGACUUUGUGGUGUUCCUCAGCGGGUACAGUGAGGUCCACGGCAUCAGCUUCGGCUACCUGGAGAAGAUUGAGGGUUUCAGGAGCAUCUUCACCCGCAGCGACAUUGGUGUUCGUGCAGUUCAGUACCUCCGGGAGGGUGAUGUGGGGAUGCUUUCACAUCAGACUCCGGCGAGGAAAGUCUCCAAGGGUGAGGCCUCGACUCUGCCUCCUGGGGAUUGCUGGGAGCUUGACCCUGCAUCCUUGCCUGCUGAAUUGCUGCAUGCCUAGAGGCAGAAGAGGUGGCUUUGGAUUGAUAAUGUUGACAGGCUGUUAGCAGUGUUCAGAUUCCAAGUAGUGUAGAAGUAUGGGAAGAACGUCAUUUCGUUGGUGUCAGAUGCUGUGAUGUUGCUUCUGUUUGCAAAUUCUAGAUGGAUAUUGGCCUUCUUCAAGUAGAGACUUAGAUAUCAUGGAUACUUGUGGCUGUUUCAUUGUUCAGAGCUCAGUGCUCAGUGUUGAGUUCUACUACCCCACAACAUUGCAAUGUGUGAAAUGGAUUAUCUUUAUA
Molecule: messenger RNA, 2263 nt
Organism: Triticum dicoccoides
Lineage: Eukaryota; Viridiplantae; Streptophyta; Magnoliopsida; Poales; Poaceae
Exons: 5
Coding region: 1-1986 (661 amino acids)
Source: RefSeq, a predicted model, not a curated record